CGAUGAGCUGCAGAGGGGGCGUUGUCGGAAUGGUUCCGUGGCGCUUGGAGUCCUGCAGUUGACGCAGAGGGUCUGACGGGGACGGGUAACGAGGAGGCGGCCGAUUGGGAGCGGCCUCCGAGGGUAAGGCGACCCGGAACUCUGGCCUCCCGCGAGCUGCGGGUCUGCGCGGCUGGGAUGCGCGCCGGCCUGCUGACAACGCGCGUGGCGGGCCCGGCCGAGCACAAAGCUAGACUUCGGGCGUGGGAGCCGGGCUUCCUUCCAGCCCUUGCUGCGGUCUGUGCGUCUUUUGAUGUCCGCGUCGCCCCAAGAGAGGAGAGGCGCUUAUGAGCCGUCCUCGUUGCCGCGCCCUGCCUCAUUCUCCACGAGACCAUCUGUGCCUUGGUGUCCCAUCUGUAGAAUGUUGUCACUUCAGCGCCUACUUCUGGGGACCUUAAAGGAUUAGUCAACGAGUCGGUGCAGGUCAGGUGCUGAGCGGGUAGGGUAUCUGCAGUUUUAGUCAGGGUUCACUAAACGUUCUCAGCCUGUAAGACGGCAUCUGGUAUACGAUAGUGGUCACCGUUUGCUGCUGAAAUGAGUGAGUCAAACAGGCUGUGAGCUGUAUUGUAAGAAACAACCCCGGGGUGAACAUUUGUCGGUGACAGGGAGGUUGCUCGGUUUGUUUAUUGUGGCUUCCAUCGCAGGGUACAACAUCCGAGGUGAUUCAGAUGAGAGAGGUUUACUUUCUCACAGUUAUGGAGGACGGAGGGUCAUGAACGUGGUGUCAACAAAUCUACUUGCUGUAGAGAACCGUCCCGGCUUACAGGUGGUCGGUCACUUUCCUGCUGUAGCCUCACAUGAUCUGUCCUCUGUGCCACUGCACCGCCAGCGUUUCUGCUUGUAUCUACAUCUCCUUAUGUUAGGAUGUCAGUCAGAUUGAAACAGGGCUCAUCCUAAUAGGCUCUUUUAAGUCACUUGCCUUAUUAAAGUCUGCUUUCACAGGUAAUCAACGUGUGUGGUUCUGGAGAAUGCAAUGGAAUACUCCAUUUUGGUAACCUGCGCUUGCAAUCCCAGUGUUGGGGGUGGGGAGUGGAAAUAGGUGGAUCUCUGGGAUCAGUGAGCCUCUCAUCUCAAUAAGGGACCCUGUCUCAAAGAACAAGGUGGACAGCUCCUAGGGAACAAUGCCUAAGGUUGGCUUCUGGCCUCCAGACAUGUGCACACAUGUAUACAUAAAACACGCACACACACAGAAGGGCUUUCGUUGUCGGAGCCCCUUCUGGGUUCAGAUUCCACUAAGGCUCCUUUUCCCUUGAGGCACCCCCUCUUCAUUCACAUCACCCAAGCUUCUUCUGUUUCUCUUUGCCUUGGUAUUUCCAUUGUUUGCUGUCUUUCACGUUGAUCUUUCUACUGUCGUAUUCUUGAUUUAGGUUUUAGCUUGCUGAGCUAGAAGGAACCCUACUGAACGCCUAUGAAGCCCCAGACACAGGUGUCAGAGCUACAAUGAUGAAUGAAGCAGAUGUGGGCCAUGCCUUUACCUCAUAAAGACUGUUGCUUCUGCCCACUAGGUUGCUCCCCAGCAGUUCAUUCUGCUGUGAACUUGCCAGUGGAUCAACUCAUUAAAUGAGUGAGUCAAACAGGCUGUGAGCAGUAUUGUAAGAAACAACCCCAGGGUGAGCAUUUGUCGGUGACAGGGAGGUUGCUUUGUUUGUUUAUUGUAGCUUCCAUCGCAGGGUACAACAUCCGAGGUGAUUCAGAUGAGAGAGGUUUACUUUCUCGCAAUUAUGGAGGAAAUUCACACCCUCAUGGUCCAGCUAUCUCACAUAUGAGCUCUGCUGCACUGAGGACUAAACCUUAACUCUAUCAUCUUUGGGAAAUAUUUCAUAUCCAAACUCCAUCAGGGUUCGGGGCACUGUUAAAAGAAUCUCUGAGUCUGACUUUGUGGGUGUGACUUUGUCUGCAGUGUUUUUGCCCUAAAUAUGAAAUAAAGAAAACCCAUGACCUCUUUGAUGCUUAGUGUGGGAAGGUCUCUGCAGGCAGGGACAAACAAUCAGGGUGUGUAGAUAGAGUUUGCUUUGGGCUGCCAGUUCACAAAAAAAACAUGGAGGCUUGUUAUUAAUUAUGAAAGCUUGGCCUUAGCUUAGGCUUGUUUCUGCCUAGCUCUUAUAACGUAAAUUAACCCAUUUCUAUUAAUAUAUGUGCUGUCACUUGGCUCGUGGCUUUUAAUGCUCCUCCUGCAUGUUCUGCUUCCUCUGUGACCAACUACAGGACCCCCCCCCCCCCCGUUUCUUCCCAGAGCUCUCUGGAUGUCCUUCCUAAACUCUUCGUGCUUAGCUGUUGACUAUUCAACUGUAUUAAGCCAAUCAGAAUGUGCUGUGACAAAGACGCAUCUUCACAGUGUACAAAAAGAUUAUUCUACAGCAAGGGUGAGGGAAGAAUGAAGCUUGGAUCAGCCUGAUUUUUGUAGCUGGUGCCUGGGCCAGCACUUCUAGAGUCUGACCCAGAUCAUUUUACUUUAGCCAUAUUUAAGCACAGCCCAAUUUUGAGGGGGGGAGUUUUUUUUUUAAUAAUAAUUAACUCUGUCCCAAGUGCACAAUAAUUUCAAGACAUGUUUACAUUGAGAUUCUUUUUUUAUUUUUUGAGAUGGGGUUUCUCUGUGUAAUAGACUUGGCUAUCCUUGAACUCACAGAGAUCCACCUGCCUCCGCCUCCUGAGUGUUGAGAUUAACGGUGUGUGCCACUACCAACUGGCACAUUGAAAUUCUUUACAAAGUAAUCGGUUUCUUUCACAUAGAUGGGUACUGUUGACUCAGAGAUAGUGCCCAAGAUUUAGGGUCUAGGGAGAUUGAAGUAAACAUAAUGCCUGCGGGUGUUGGGAUUGACCUGGCCCUAUGAUUCAUAGAAGUCACUUAGGCUGUUGUACAAAUGACAUCUCUCACAGGGAUGAGUUUUAUGGCCUAGAAGUGAUGCUCAAAGUUUUAAGGGGAAAGGAUCUGGGAUAAGUAAAACAUAAAUUCUGAGAGAUAUGGGCAGGGCCUGGCUCAACAGGAAGCAAUGCUUAUCAGAUUGUAAACUACAUUUUCCCCCCAGCGUUCCAGAAAAACAGCUAAGUACCUCAUCCCAUUGAAGAGGUAAGCUAUGUGUUUAACUUUCCUGGCUUCUCCAGUGCUUAACUGUGUGCACAAGGCCAUUAUGUCCUCUACUGUCUAGUGCACCAGAUUGCCAUUUAGACCCUCAGUGUCCUCCCGUCCUCUCCCACUGUGUCUGGAUGCCAGAGGCUGCACUGAUUCAGGUGUGUGCCUCCACCCCCGCGUCUAGCUGUAAUUGUUCGAUUAGCUAGAAUUGGAGCUUCCAGGACCCCUGGUGUUGCUGUACUCACUGUGUUGCCCUAGACUAUAGUGCAUAGUAGUCACUCACUAGGUAGAUGAGGAAUGACCAGAUCUUCUGUGUCCAUACGGGAGCCUCUUGUCUCUUUCCCAGUCAGUCAGUUGUCCUAACGAGGCUCAGUGUCAUCUGCCCUCUGCCUCUCUGAUCUGUCAUACUCUACUAUUCAGCCAUAUUCUGAAGCCCAGCAAGUUCCUGCCCUGGAGAUUCCCCACCUGCCGGUCACAGAUGCCAGGAUCAUGUACACCCCAUUCUCUUGCUUCCUCUAUGCCUGUGAGAGGCACAGAGGCACACCUAAAUGGACGUGGUGUUUUGUGACACUGGUUUGCUCUCCUUGUGGUGAUGGUAGUUAUUUUAACUUGUAUCUUACCUCCCCAAAUAGGCUCCUGAUUUUCUCGAGCUUUGAAUUCUCGAGCUGUGUAUUUGUUGCUAUAACAAAAUAUCUGGUACUAGCAGCUUAAGGAAGGGUUUAUUUUGGCUUGUAGUCUGAGGAUGCUGUCCAUCAUGGAGGGGAGGCUUGGUGACAGGAGCAGGAAGCAGUUGGUCACAUUACAGUAGCAGGGAGAUGUAUGCUACUGCUUGGCUGCUCUCUGUCUUUUGUUCAAUCUGGGAUCCCAGCCUAUAGGAUGAUGUCAUCCACAUUUAGGGUGAGUCUUCCCUGCUCAUUUAAGCUUUUCUGGAAGUGCACCAAUCCCAGGGGGACAUCCCUGGGAUUCUCAGUUCCGUGAAGUUGAAGGUCAAGAUUAAUUAUUACAAGGUGUUUAAUAAGUAUGGGUUUGGUCUUAGCUGGUUGGGUUUUUUUUCCCUUUAUGCUUGUUCAUGUAUAUGUAUUGUUUUUUAUUUUUAAUUUGCAUAUUCAUAGUUGACCAUAACAAAAUGCAUACACUCUUACCACAGCCACCUUCUAUAUUAGCAGACCCAUGUGCUUUGGGUUUCUCAUAACUAAUGGCUUCCAUAGUUAGUCAGUAAGAGGAAGCAUUUCCAUAUUGCAGAGAGGUGGGCUGAACAGCUCUGGACUAGAUGCUGCCAAAACAGCUCAGUGGGUAGGUGUGUGUUUUAAGCUGUAACUUUGAUGCGCCACGCUGAAAGCCAAGAGUUUUUGCAUUUGGGGCCGCUUUUGUCCCAGUGGUGUCUUCGAGAGUCUUUUACCUACAUCCUCUGCUGCAGGUCUCAUGGUCUAGUAUGGACCCUGUUGCUGUUCACAGCUGCCACCUCCUCCAGCAGCUGCGAGAGCAGCGGAUCCAAGGCCUGCUUUGUGACUGCAUGCUGGUGGUGAGGGGCGUCUGCUUCAAAGCCCACAAGAACGUGCUGGCGGCCUUCAGCCAGUAUUUCAGGAGCCUCUUUCAGAAUUCUUCCAGCCAGAAGAAUGAUGUUUUCCACCUGGAUGUUAAAAAUGUCAGUGGCAUAGGGCAGAUCCUGGACUUCAUGUACACAUCGCACCUUGACCUCAACCAGGACAACAUUCAAGUGAUGCUGGACACCGCGGAGUGUUUGCAGGUACAGAAUGUUCUGAAUCUGUGCCACACAUUUCUGAAGUCAGCCUCGGCAGCACAACUGCCCGGCUUGCCCUGUGCUGGCGCCUUCUCCCUGCAGAGUGUGACUCUGGAUGGCACCUGUGCAGGAAGUGAGCAUUACCCGCCCCACUCACUGCAGGAGUGCCCUACCGAAGGCCCGCAGGCUAAAGUUCUGGCUGAACUGAGUCCUCAUGCUCCAUCAGCAGGUUUCAGUCGUCCCACAGGAGAAGUAGCAAAACCAGCCCUGGAUGCUGCAAGUGGAAGCUGCCCAGAGCUGCCCUCCAAACAGCCCAAUUAUUAUUACAAACUCAGAACGUUAUACAGCAAGCAGUACUACAAGCAGACCGCCUGCCCCAGCCAGGAACCUGCCCCAGAGCAGCCCCUCGCUCUCAGUGCCUCCCCCGACAUUGCUGCAGCAGAUUCGCAGCCUACUGUGGAGGGCCGCCCAGAUGCUUUGGAGUCUUCAGAGCAGUUCCUGGCUCCAGCCCUCAGGACCUCUGGCACUGACUCCGAGGCAGAUGCCCUUUGUCAGCUGCCUGCCAAGCAGAUGAGACUGAAGAAAGCCAUGCACCUGAAGAAACUAAACUUUCUCAAGUCACAACAGUCAGCUGAGCACACCUCACAUCCGGAGUCAGGUGAUGGGUUGAUCAGGAGGGAGGAAUCUGCUGCUAAGGAAGAUGAGGGCCCGAGAGCCAGAAGCCCAACUCCUGAAGAAAAAGGGAGGGAAGAAUUGGGUCCAGAGAGCGGCCAUGAGGUGGAGAUUCCGGGAGCCCCCGCCACAUGGGAGGACCCAUCCCAAACCCUCCAGUCCCAGAGACAGUAUGCGUGUGAAUUGUGUGGGAAGCCUUUUAAACACCCAAGCAAUCUGGAGCUGCACAAACGGUCUCACACAGGUGAGAAACCUUUUGAAUGUAACAUUUGUGGGAAGCACUUCUCUCAGGCAGGCAACCUUCAGACUCAUUUACGCCGGCACUCUGGGGAGAAGCCAUACAUCUGUGAAAUCUGUGGAAAGAGGUUUGCCGCCUCUGGUGAUGUCCAGCGCCACAUCAUCAUUCACUCCGGAGAGAAGCCACACUUGUGUGACACGUGCGGCCGAGGGUUCAGCAAUUUCAGCAAUCUGAAGGAGCACAAAAAGACGCACACGGCUGACAAAGUGUUCACCUGUGAUGAAUGUGGGAAGUCCUUCAACAUGCAGAGGAAGCUGGUGAAGCACCGUGUGCGGCACACGGGCGAGCGGCCCUACAGCUGCCCUGCCUGUGGGAAGUGCUUUGGGGGCUCAGGAGACCUGCGCAGGCACGUCCGCACUCACACUGGGGAAAAACCUUAUAGCUGUGAGAUCUGCAGCAAGUGCUUCACACGCUCUGCGGUGCUGCGGCGGCACAAGAAGAUGCAUGGCAGAGCUGACGCCAGGAGUCCAGCUGUGCUGGAUGAGCUGAGCCAGGCCAUUGAGACUGACAUGGAUAGGUCUCAGAGCUCCGACUCCUUCUCCCAGGACGUGUCCGUCACACUAAUGCCUGUGUCUGUCAAGCUCCCUGUACACCCAGUGGAAAGUUCUGUGGCAGCAUUUGAUGGUCACUGUACCGGCUCCUACUGUAAGUUACGCUCCAUGAUCCACCCUCCUAGCAUGGGUGAGCAGGACAAACUUGGCCUGGACCCUGCCAAGCUGGCCAAGCCCCAGGAGCUACAGAGCCAGUCACACGCCUAUGCCUACUCAGAUGUGGACCCCUCAGCAGGUGCUGAGCAGUCACAGGCUGAUGGUAUGACUGUGACCCGCUCUUCCUUGGCCACUCUGGACAACCACUGCACCGAGCCGCUGGGCAGCCGGGCACCUUCGGUGACUUACAGGAACUCUGAGGGACAAUUUUUCUCUAGUAUGACUCUCUGGGGGCUGGCAAUGAAGACACUGCAGAAUGAACACGAGCUGGAACAGUGAUGUACCAUCUCAGAACCCUGACGAGAAGCACCCCGCCUAGGACGGCUCCUCCAGCUCUGGAAAAGGGUUAAAUGAUUUCCCUCCCAGUGCUUGCUGGGAGCUCCAUCUGUGGCCCAGGAGCUCUUGCUGCCUGCUGGUCCCAGAGGGAAAGAUGGUGUGGGGCAUCUCCACAGCAGCCUAGGCCCUAGGCUGAGAGCAGCUGAUGGACAUCAGUGUGGCAAUGGACCUCGCAUCAGCUACUGUACAUUUGGGUCCUGUUAAAUGGCAUAUGUAUACAUAAAAAUACAGAUUUUAUUUUUACAUUUUUAUAAGAGAAAUUUUUAGUAUCUUAUUUUUUAAAAUAUUUAUACAGAUUCUAUUUGUAUAUAGAACUUGUAAUAUAAUUUGAAUAAAUGAGCUUGCUUUCCCGUA
Molecule: messenger RNA, 7217 nt
Organism: Myodes glareolus (Bank vole)
Lineage: Eukaryota; Metazoa; Chordata; Mammalia; Rodentia; Cricetidae
Source: RefSeq, a predicted model, not a curated record